AUGAAGAAAGAAUCCACCUCUUAUCUAGGAGAUGUUUAUGUACUCAACUUCACCAAAGGCAAGAGUUACAACUGUGGAGUUACGGUUGUCGCAACCCCCUUAGAUGAGCUGAAUAUAGAUUUCAAUCCUAGAAUUUCAAUUCCUCCAAGGAAAUUACAGCGCACACAUGCAAAUUUUGUUAGGGGUCUAUUAAACUUGGUAGGCACUACAGAGUCUCCUGAUGUAGCAUUCUCGAGCAUCAAUAUUCUUAAGCAACAUGAGGAUGACAUGACUUACAAGCUAUUCCCCCGUAAGCCAAUGACAGAUGCCUUACUGGAUGAAGUUUUCAGUUGGUCAGCCAGUUUGAACUGUCAUUUCUUGUAUGCAGUGAAUUUGUUUCAAGUUUUUGAAAUAGCUCAUCUUCUGUUUUCACAAUGUAUUCCUGAUAAAGGGUAUAGAUCCUAG
Fraxinus pennsylvanica is the source of this 444-nucleotide messenger RNA. NCBI's taxonomy places the organism in Eukaryota, Viridiplantae, Streptophyta, Magnoliopsida, Lamiales, Oleaceae. The record is from the annotation of a GenBank genome assembly.